AGUCUUAUCGUCCACACGAUGGCUCGCGUACCACCACUGUCAUGUCUCAUCGUACUGCCACUGAUCACGCUUUACGCGACAUAUCACGUAAACGCAACUAUUUUUGUGCCCGAAGAAAUCCCAUCGUUGUUGUCUGUAGUUUACAGUAACAUGCCACCGAUCAAGAAAGGUACCGACUCGAAACUGGGCGUGGGUUUUCGGUUGGGUCCGAACGCAGAUGUGCAGUUCCAGUUGGAACUUGGGCCGCAGACCAACACGUUACCCAUCGGUGGCAGUGCAGGGGCGAACACCGCCUCCGCACCCGCAGUGGCGAAUAAGAGGCACGCGACCGUCGGACAGGGCAGUGGCUCAAGUGGCGGCAAGCCAAAGGACUGGCUGAACGCGUGGCGGUUGCAGAUGAGUCCUGGAUACGUGGCGGACGAUGAAAGCAAUAACGUUGUCUCCGGUGAAGUGAUGGGUAGCAGUGACGGCGGCUCCUUGGACGCGGUGGCGCACCUAAGACAGCUAUACAAACCACAACCGAUUACCGCAUAGCCGGAUACACUGCAAUGUAGACACUAGUUGUAGUACUGUAUAGUACACUAGGCUAUUUAUUAUUAUGAUUUUAAUUUACACCAAACGAUAUUUGUUUUUUCCAUUUCCCCGUUAUUUUGUAAACGCAAUACAGGUUGAUAUUUAGGUAUUUAUUAGUAUUGUUAGGUACCUAGUGAUAAUUUAUCAAAUGUAUAUAUUACGUAGUUAUAAUAUUAUUAUAAUAAAUUAUAGUCGUAAGACCUCUUGAAAUAAUAAUAAUAAUAAUAUGUAAUAAUAAUUAAAAAUGUUACAUGGCGUGAUUAUAAGAAAAACUUUGAUUUCUAAUGAAUGGCCGCUGACUAGCUUAGAUAUUCAUCCCUUGGCUAAAUUUAAAUUAUUUAAACCUUAUAUUAGGAACUUUUUAAUUGGUCUGAUAUUUGUAUUUACCUAUUAUAUAUUUUUACCUAAAGGUAAAAUGUCAGAACAUGAUAUUACUCGUAAAAAAAUAACAUAAUAUGCCCAUAAUCCAUAUGCUCACAUUUAUAAAUUAUAACAUUUAUUUUAAUAACAUUUGUAAUUGUAAAUGCAUUUUUAAUUGAUAAUUUAAUCACUGUUUGCAUUGAUUUGUGUUUUUAGUUAUUACCUAGUAGUACAUACAUUAAGUUAGAAGUUAGAAUGUUUCUUGAAGAAUUAGGUCAUGUGGGCGUCCUCAGUAGUACAUACAUAAUAAUAUAAUAUAGUACCUACUACACCUAGUUAUUUUUCAAGAUGAAUUUUUUGUAACAUGCAAUAAAAUAUUCUGAAUUAUUUUAAUAUAUUAUAAUUUAUAAAUAUA
Messenger RNA from Acyrthosiphon pisum (pea aphid), 1348 nucleotides. It is a transcript of the gene snsl, whose product is annotated as snustorr snarlik. The record is from RefSeq and is marked provisional. NCBI's taxonomy places the organism in Eukaryota, Metazoa, Arthropoda, Insecta, Hemiptera, Aphididae.